Molecule: messenger RNA, 1929 nt
Organism: Lontra canadensis (Northern American river otter)
Lineage: Eukaryota; Metazoa; Chordata; Mammalia; Carnivora; Mustelidae
Gene: KRT3
Product: keratin 3
Exons: 9
Coding region: 1-1929 (642 amino acids)
Biological process (GO): intermediate filament organization; keratinization
Cellular component (GO): keratin filament
Molecular function (GO): structural constituent of skin epidermis
Source: RefSeq, a predicted model, not a curated record
AUGAACAGACAAGUCUGCAAGACAUCUGGUGGCAGCAGGCAGGGUUUCUCGGGCCGCUCUGCCGUGGUCUCUGGCAGCAGCAGGAUGAGCUGUGUGGCCAGCUCUGGGGGAGCUGGCGGAGGGGCCUGUGGGUUCCGGGCCGGAGCAGGUGGCUUUGGCAGUCGCAGCCUCUACAGCCUGGGUGGCAACAAGAGCAUCUCCAUCAGUGUGGCUGGUGGCUCCCGGGCUGGUGGCUUUGGGGGAGGGCGUAGCAGCUGUGGCAGUGGCUUUGGGGGUGGCUAUGGAGGUGGCUUUGGUGGUGGCUUUGGUGGUGGCAGAGGAAUAGGAGGUGGCUUUGGAGGAGCUGGUGGCUUAGGAGGGCUUGGUGGCUUUGGAGGAGUUGGUGGCUUUGGAGGAGCUGGUGGCUUAGGAGGGGCUGGUGGUUUUGGUGGGCCUGGUGGCUUUGGUGGGCCUGGUGGCUUUGGUCCUGGUGGCUUCCCCAGAGGAAUCCAGGAAGUGACCGUCAACCAGAGCCUCCUGCAGCCCCUUAAUAUGGAGAUCGACCCCCAGAUUGGGCAAGUAAAGACCCAGGAGCGGGAGCAGAUCAAGACCCUCAACAACAAGUUUGCCUCCUUCAUCGACAAGGUGCGGUUCCUGGAGCAGCAGAACAAGGUCCUGGAGACCAAGUGGAACCUGCUCCAGCAGCAGGGCACAAAUUCCAUGACCAGCACCAACAACCUGGAGCCCCUCUUUGAGACUUACAUCAGCAACCAGCGGAGCUACCUGGACAGCAUUCUGGGGGAGAGGGGCCGCCUGGACUCAGAGCUGAGGAACAUGCAGGACCUAGUGGAGGACUUCAAGAAGAAGUAUGAGGAUGAAAUCAAUAAACGUACAGCUGCUGAGAAUGAAUUUGUGACCCUGAAGAAGGACGUGGAUGCCGCCUACAUGAACAAGGUGGAGCUUCAGGCCAAGGUGGAUGCCUUAAUGGAUGAAAUCAACUUCCUGACGAACCUCUAUGAUAUGGAGCUGUCCCAGAUGCAGAGUCAUGUCAGCGACACAUCCGUGGUCCUAUCCAUGGACAACAACCGCUUCCUGGACCUGGACAGCAUCAUCGCCGAGGUCAAGGCCCAGUAUGAGGAGAUCGCCCAGAGAAGCAAGGCCGAGGCUGAGGCGCUGUAUCAGACCAAGCUGGGAGAGCUGCAGACCACGGCUGGCAGACACGGGGAUGACCUGAAGAACACCAAGAGUGAGAUCAUGGAGCUCAACAGGAUGCUCCAGAGGCUGCGGGCUGAGAUCGAGAAUGUUAAGAAGCAGAAUGCCAACCUGCAGGCGGCCAUCGCUGAGGCUGAGCAGCGCGGGGAGCUGGCCCUCAAGGACGCCAAUGCCAAGCUCCAAGAGCUGCAGGCUGCCCUACAGCAGGCCAAGGAUGACCUGGCCCGGCUGCUGAAGGAGUACCAGGAGCUGAUGAAUGUCAAGCUGGCCCUGGAUGUGGAGAUCGCCACCUACAGGAAGCUGCUGGAGGGGGAGGAGUGCAGGAUGUCUGGAGAGUGUCAGAGCGCUGUCAGUAUCUCCGUGGUCAGCAGUGGCGGCGCGACAUCGGGCUCAGCAGGUGGAUUAGGCGGCGGCUUCGGCGGCGGCUUCGGUGCGGGAGGAGGCGCGGGCAGCUUCGGCCGGGCAAGUGGCAGUGGCUUCGGAGGCGGCAGCGGUUUCGGCGGCGGCAGCGGCUUCGGCGGCGGCUGUGGUUUCAGCGGCGGCAGCGGCUUCGGAGGCGGCAGCAGCGGCUUCGGGGGCGGCAGCAGCGGCUUCGGCGGCGGCAGCAGCGGCUUCGGCGGCGGCAGCAGCUUCGGCUCCGGGGCUCGCUGCGGGGUGAGCAGCGGAGGCUUCAGCUCCGGCAGCAACCGGGGCGGGAGCGUCAAGUUCUCGCAGUCCUCGCAGCGCUGCUCGAGAUAA